Messenger RNA from Momordica charantia (bitter melon), 1148 nucleotides. RefSeq names its product xyloglucan endotransglucosylase/hydrolase 10 (gene XTH10). Gene Ontology annotation, biological process: xyloglucan metabolic process; cell wall biogenesis. Gene Ontology annotation, molecular function: xyloglucan:xyloglucosyl transferase activity; hydrolase activity, hydrolyzing O-glycosyl compounds. The record is from RefSeq and is a predicted model, not a curated record. Gene Ontology annotation, cellular component: apoplast; cell wall. Lineage: Eukaryota; Viridiplantae; Streptophyta; Magnoliopsida; Cucurbitales; Cucurbitaceae.
AUGAGAGGAGAUCAAGAAAAAGCCAUGUAUGAAAGUGUUAAAACUAUCAUCUUUUUUGGAGUUUUCAUUGCAAACUUGCUUCAAUUUGCAACAUCUUCCGUCAUUUCAACUGGGGACUUCAACAAGGAUUUCUUCAUCACUUGGUCUCCUUCCCACGUUAACACUUCGGCGGAUGGCCGAGCAAGAACCUUGAAGCUCGAUAAGGAUUCAGGAGCUGCUUUUUCUUCAAAUGAGAUGUUCUUAUUUGGUCAAAUGGACAUGAAAAUCAAGCUAGUUCCAGGCCAUUCUGCAGGCACAGUUGUGGCCUAUUAUCUAACGUCGGAUCAACCGAACCGCGACGAAAUCGACUUCGAGUUCCUCGGGAAUGUGGACGGGGAGCCAUAUAUUCUUCAAACAAAUGUUUUUGCUGAUGGUUUUGAUGACAGGGAAGAAAGGAUAAAGUUGUGGUUUGAUCCAACAAAAGACUUCCAUACAUAUUCAAUUUUGUGGAACCGUUAUCAGAUUGUGUUCAUGGUGGAUUGGGUGCCAAUCAGAGUGUACAGAAACCAUGCAGACAAAGGGGUGGGAUAUCCUAGGUGGCAGCCAAUGAGCUUGAAAGUGAGCCUAUGGGAUGGUGACAGCUGGGCAACAAGGGGUGGAAAAGACAAAAUUGAUUGGUCAAAAGGGCCAUUUGUAGCUUCUUUUGGGGAUUAUAAGGUGGAUGCCUGUGUUUGGAGGGGAAAUGCAAGGUUAUGCAGAGGAGAUGAUCAUAGUUAUUGGUGGAAUUUGCCCAAAUACAACACCCUUUCACCUCCACAAAGAAGGCUCUUCAAAUGGGUCAGAAACUACCAUUUGAUUUAUGAUUAUUGCCAAGACAACUUGAGGUUCCAAAACCACCUCCCAAAGGAAUGUUCUCUUCCCAAGUACUAAAUCCAACCGAACCAAACCGUACCAUUUUUGUUUUCGGAUAAAUUUUGGAUGUUUGAUCGUAGGUAGGUAUCCACUGUUAAAAAAAUUGACAAAAAGGAAGAAAACAUAAUACAUGUAGCUGUCGAUUUUUAAUAGUGGUAAAUAGAAAGAUACCUACCUACUGAUAAGCAUCUAAGUUUUAUUUCACUUGAUUACUUUGAGUUCCUUUUGUUAUACAUUUUCUUGUAUUCUUUGAUUUC